CUGGCUUCUGGGCUACAGGGGCUCAGCGGGUCGUGACUAGGCUGUGGUGGCGGAUGCCGGAGGAGCGCCGGCCCAGCCGCUUGGCGGCUCCCGGGUCAAGAUGAGCGCUUCAGCGUCGGCCGGGGGACCGGUCUUCCCGCCGCCCCCGGGCCCGGCCGCCGCGCUGCCUCCCGGUUCUGCCGCGCGGGCCCUGCAUGUGGAGCUGCCGUCUCAGCAGCGACGUCUUAGACAUCUUCGGAACAUUGCUGCCCGGAACAUUGUUAAUAGGAAUGGCCAUCAACUCCUAGAUACCUACUUCACACUUCACUUGUGUAACACUGAAAAGGUAUAUAAAGAAUUUUAUAGGAGUGAAGUGAUUAAGAAUUCCUUGAAUCCAACAUGGCGGAGUCUUGAUUUUGGAAUAAUGCCGGACCGUCUCGAUACAUCUGUGUCUUGUUUCGUGGUGCAGAUUUGGGGUGGAAAGGAGGACAUCUACCAGCUGUUGAUUGAAUGGAAAGUCUGUUUGGAUGGGCUGAAAUAUUUGGGUCAGCAGAUUCAUGCCCGCAACCAAAAUGAAAUAAUUUUUGGGCUGAAUGAUGGCUAUUAUGGUGCUCCAUUUGAACAUAAGGGUUGUUCAGAUGCUCAGAAGAGUAUUCUUCUUCAGGUGGAUCAGAACUGUGUUCGCAAUUCUUAUGAUGUCUUCUCUUUGCUGCGGCUUCAUAGAGCCCAGUGUGCAAUUAAACAGACUCAGGUAACUGUUCAGAAAAUUGGAAAGGAAAUUGAAGAAAAACUAAGACUCACAUCUACAAGCAAUGAGCUGAAAAAAGAAAGUGAGUGCCUGCAAUUAAAAAUUUUGGUGCUUCGAAAUGAACUGGAAAGACAGAAGAAAGCUUUGGGACGGGAGGUGGCAUUACUGCAUAAGGAACAAAUUGCAUUACAGGACAAAGGAAGUGCAUUUUCGGCUGAGCACCUCAAGCUUCAACUCCAGAAGGAAUCCCUAAAUGAGUUGAGGAAGGAGUGUACUGCGAAAAGAGAACUCUUUCUGAAGACUAAUGCCCAGUUGACAAUUCGUUGCAGGCAAUUACUAUCUGAGCUUUCCUACAUUUACCCUAUUGAUUUGAAUGAGCAUAAGGAUUACUUUGUAUGUGGUGUCAAGUUGCCUAAUUCUGAGGACUUCCAAGCAAAAGAUGAUGGAAGCAUUGCUGUUGCCCUUGGUUACACUGCACAUUUGGUAUCAAUGAUUUCCUUUUUCCUACAAGUGCCCCUCAGAUAUCCUAUAAUUCAUAAGGGAUCUAGAUCAACAAUCAAAGAUAAUAUUAAUGACAAGCUGACUGAAAAGGAGAGAGAGUUUCCAUUAUACCCAAAAGGAGGGGAGAAGUUGCAGUUUGAUUACGGUGUCUAUCUUCUGAACAAAAAUAUAGCACAGCUAAGAUAUCAACAUGGACUAGGGACUCCAGACUUGAGGCAAACCCUCCCUAACCUGAAAAACUUCAUGGAGCACGGACUAAUGGUCAGGUGCGACAGACAUCACACCUCCAGUGCAAUCCCUGUUCCAAAGAGACAAAGCUCCAUAUUUGGGGGUAUAGAUGUAGGCUUCUCUGGGGGGAUGCCUUCACCAGACAAAGGACACCGGAAACGGGCCAGCUCAGAGAAUGAGAGACUCCAGUACAAAACCCCUCCCCCCAGUUACAGCUCAGCAUUAGCCCAGCCUGUGACCACCGUCCCCUCCACGGGAGAAUCUGAGAGAAAGACAACAUCUCUGUCUUCCUCCUUGGACACCUCCUUGGACUUCUCCAAAGAAAAGAAGAAAAAAGGGGUAGAUCUGAGUGACAGCUUCCAUGGAGGCCAUGGGAGUGUGAACACUAGCCAGGAACAGGGACAAGCCCUCCCGGGGCCUCCAGCCACAGUCAACGGCACCCUCCUGCCCAGCGAGCAGGCCGGCUCCUCCAGCGCCCAGCUUCCAGGGGGGUUCCACCCGGUCUCCGAAGCCGAGCUCUGCUGUACCGUGGAGCAAGCAGAAGAGAUCAUCGGCAUGGAAGCCACAGGCUUCACCUCAGGCGAUCAGCUGGAAGCAUUUAACUGCAUCCCCGUGGACAGUGCCGUGGCAGUGGAGUGUGACGAACAAGUUCUGGGAGAAUUUGAAGAGUUCUCCCGAAGGAUCUAUGCACUGAACGAAAAUGUAUCCAGCUUCCGCCGGCCACGCAGGAGUUCUGAUAAGUGAAGCGAGCGGAUAGACAGUAGGAGCAGGAGAGAGUCACUGCUUGAAAUGAGGAUAAAGCUGCACUGGUUACCCUUUUUAAUAAUUAUGACACAAAAUGAAUAUUAAUGGAGGAUAUUCCUCAGAAAAAUAGACUUCGUGAAUCAAGGAGGGACUCAGGAUCAUUGUGUAUCAGUGGGCCAAAGUUAGAUUUUGCUUGCAAGAUUUGCUUUUCAGGCCUGACAAUUAUUUUAAGGCAGAAGUCUAGCUCUAGUCACCUUAUAGGCAUUUGACUGCUUUUUUAUUUACACUUCUGUGUUAUUCUCAGAGGGAAGAUGAUAAUAUAUAAAUAAUAUAAUGAAUUUGUCUUUAGUUUCUUAUAAGCAUUUGCCCUCACCAUAGUUUAUGAAACUUUGGGAAAAUUGAAUAUUCAGUAAAAGGUCUCCAACAUCCACUGAAGGAUCUUUGGCCAUCCAUUAAGUUGAUGAGUAAGAGCACAAUGGUCUCCUUAUACCCAGGCCCACCUGCCCCUGCCCCUGCUCCCAGACUCCACAGUCAACCUAGCUGUCGCCCCGUCAGCACAGUAGAUACCUUGUGCAUCCUGACGACUGAGGACAUCACAUUUGCUCGUUCUUUAAUGAAGUUGCCAUUACCUUCCACCUCUUCCAGUCAGCCAUACCCUUGAUGCAGCCCUCAGAUUAUAGGAAAGACCUCACCUCUGGUGGAUCCCAGGGGAUCCUCAAGGACCCCUGAGGUUACUAUAGUCAGAUGGCAUCCAGUUCCCUCUGGGGGCCAAAGUUAUGUGGGCAGAGGCUGUUGUCAAAAGCUGGGUGUGCUUUCUGGCAACACACUCACCAUAUAGAAAUCCCUAUAUGUAAACCCCAUGUUAAUUUAUUAAAUUUCAGUUGGAAAGGAAGGCAUUGUAUAUGAUACAAUAUGUGUAGAGUCAGGCUGUCCAGUGUGCAAACUGCAAGGCAGUUGAGGUAGUUAGAUUAAGAGACUAGAUGAGGCAUAAAAUACUAUCGGUAUGUGUGCAAUUGCAUAAAUAUUAAAUUAUGUUUUUGAAGUACAUUUUCAUUCCUGGAGCUCAGAUAUCAUUUGCUAUUGCUAGAUACUUUAUAUACCCAAGGACAUCGCCUCAGGGUUGCAAGCUCUUUAAGGAAAUUUUAUGCUUAUAUCCGUGUAUCGUAUAAAGAAUAAAAAUUGAGUUUACUUCA
Messenger RNA from Lipotes vexillifer (Yangtze River dolphin), 3393 nucleotides. It is a transcript of the gene UVRAG, whose product is annotated as UV radiation resistance associated. The coding region runs from base 101 to 2200 and encodes 699 amino acids. Gene Ontology annotation, cellular component: lytic vacuole; endosome. The record is from RefSeq and is a predicted model, not a curated record. Gene Ontology annotation, molecular function: SNARE binding. NCBI's taxonomy places the organism in Eukaryota, Metazoa, Chordata, Mammalia, Artiodactyla, Lipotidae. The transcript is spliced from 15 exons. Gene Ontology annotation, biological process: SNARE complex assembly.